AUGCUGCACGCACGUCCAAUCAGACAGCAGCACGGGGAGCGGGCAGCGUUCGGGUCGGAUGGCCAAUCAGGACGGCCCAAACGGCCCGGCGCCGGGCUCGAGUCGCGCCCGUCGGGAGCGCGGCUUGUCGAGCCCCGCCGCCGGCUUGGCCCUCCGUUCUGGGAUUGCUUCUGCCAAUGGUCGAAGAGAAGCCGUCACGGCGGCACACGCGCACAAAAGACCUACUCCGACCACAGUUGGAUUGACUUCGUGGACGAUCAGACCAAUUGGAUCUGGCACAAUUUCGAGAAAAACAUGCUUCCAAAUUUUUGUCAACCAAUUUGGCCAGACAGGUUACGACAG
Messenger RNA from Protopolystoma xenopodis, 342 nucleotides. Lineage: Eukaryota; Metazoa; Platyhelminthes; Monogenea; Polystomatidea; Polystomatidae. The record is from the annotation of a GenBank genome assembly.